CUUGAUAAAGCUUCUGAGGUAUGACGCGCGGAAUGUUUUCUGUCUCGCCUUACCCACCGCAUUUCCCAAGUUGGGACGGCCGGUUGUAACUCAGAUCAGCCAACUUGACCGCACUGUUAUUCAUUGUUACUCGCCCCUCGCCCCUCGCCCCAUCCAUUGUUUACUUUCUCUGAGCCCCAUCACAUCUUGCGCAACCCACGACGUCGUCAUGCGUCCCACGCUCAUUGAAUUUUCCUUGCUUGCCCUUGGUGGGAUACCAGCUGCUAACUGCCAACAGAUCCAUGGCAGAGGCCUGGCAUCUUCAGAUCCAUUCUAUCCUUCGCCAUGGAUGGAUCCCCAAGCAGACGGCUGGGAGGAGGCCUAUGCGAAAGCCAAGGCCUUUGUCUCCCAGAUGACUCUCUUGGAGAAGGUCAACCUGACCACAGGUGUAGGCUGGCAAGGAGGGCAAUGUGUUGGAAACACCGGCUCGGUCCCAAGACUCGGCCUGCGUGAGCUGUGUCUGCAGGAUGCCCCUGUUGGCCUUCGUUUCACAGACUACAACUCGGUCUUCCCCUCUGGUCAGACCACUGCUGCCACAUUUGACAAGGGUCUGAUGUACCGCCGCGGUAAGGCUAUGGGAGAGGAGCACAAGGGCAAGGGCGUAAAUAUCGCCCUCGGCCCUGUCGCCGGCCCCAUCGGCCGUGCUCCGGAAGGGGGACGGAACUGGGAAGGCUUCUCUCCUGAUCCCGUCCUGACAGGUAUCGGUAUGGCUGAGACCAUCAAGGGCAUCCAGGAUGCCGGUGUCAUUGCUUGCGCCAAGCACUUCAUUGCCAACGAGCAAGAACACUUCCGCCAAGUUGGGGAGGCGCAGGGCUAUGGUUACGACAUCAGUGAGACCCUCUCGUCCAACAUUGACGACAAGACCAUGCAUGAGCUGUAUCUUUGGCCAUUCGUCGACGCGGUCCGCGCCGGUGUCGGCUCGGUCAUGUGCUCGUACCAGCAGAUCAACAACUCGUACGGGUGCCAAAACUCAAAGGUCCUGAACGACUUGUUGAAGAACGAGCUCGGCUUCCAGGGGUUCGUCAUGAGCGACUGGCAAGCCCAGCACACGGGCGUAGCCAGUGCUGCCGCUGGUCUGGACAUGACCAUGCCUGGUGACACCGAGUUCAACACGGGCCUGAGUUACUGGGGCACGAACCUGACUCUCGGUGUCCUAAACGGAACCGUUCCCGAAUACCGCAUUGACGACAUGGCCAUGCGAAUCAUGGCGGCCUUCUUCAAGGUCGGGCAAACUCUGGACCAGCCACCAAUCAACUUCGACUCGUGGACUCUUGACACGAACGGCCCGCUCUACUAUUAUGCCAACGAGGGCCACCAACAGAUCAACUGGCACGUCGACGUUCGUGCCAACCAUGCCAGCCUGAUUCGCGAGGUCGCGGCCAAGGGCACCGUCCUUCUCAAGAACACGGGCUCGCUCCCGCUCAACAAGCCAAAGUUCCUCGCCGUUGUCGGGGAGGAUGCUGGCGCCAACCCUGCUGGCCCUAAUUCCUGCCCUGACAGAGGAUGUGACGACGGCACCCUUGGUAUGGGAUGGGGCUCUGGCUCUUCCAACUUCCCCUACCUGAUUACACCCGACGCUGCGCUCCAAGCUCAGGCGAUCAAGGAUGGUACGCGUUACGAGAGUAUCCUCUCGAACUACCAAAGUGCGGCAACAAAGUCUCUCGUCUCUCAGGCCAACGCGACCGCCAUCGUCUUCGUCAAUGCCAACUCUGGGGAGGGAUACAUCAACGUCGACGGCAACGAGGGCGACCGGAAGAACCUUACCCUCUGGCAUGAUGGUGACGCACUGAUCAAGAACGUGUCCAGCUGGUGCCCAAACACCAUUGUCGUCAUCCACUCGACCGGCCCGGUCCUCGUGACCGAAUGGUACGAUAGCCCGAACGUCACUGCCAUCCUGUGGGCGGGUGUCCCUGGCCAGGAAUCCGGCAACUCUAUCGUUGAGAUCCUCUACGGCAAGACGAACCCGUCCGGCCGCUCUCCGUUCACGUGGGGCGCUACCCGCGAGAGCUACGGUACUGAUGUCAUGUACGAGCCAAACAACGGCAAGGGUGCUCCUCAGCAGGACUUCUCCGAGGGAGUCAUGAUCGACUACCGCUACUUCGACCACGCCGACACCCCCGUCAUUUACGAGUUCGGCCACGGCCUCAGCUACACCACCUUCAAGUACAGCAACCUGCAGGUUCAGAAGUCCGGGGCGGGGACCUACAAGCCGACGAGCGGGACCACGAUCCCUGCCCCCACGUUCGGCAACUUCUCUACCGACCUGAAGGAUUACCAGUUCCCGAGCGGCGAGUUCCCGUACAUCCUGAAGUAUGUCUACCCGUACCUGAACAGCACCGACGCGGCCGAGGCCUCGAUGGACCCGCACUACGGCCAAACUGUUGACAAGUUCCUCCCACCGCACGCGACCGACGGGGAGGCGCAGCCGCUCCUCCGGUCGGCGGGCAAGAGCAGCCCCGGCGGCAACCGGCAGCUCUACGACACGCUGUACACGGUGACGGCGGAGAUCACUAACACGGGCUCCGUCGUCGGCAACGAGGUGCCGCAGCUCUACGUGUCCCUCGGCGGGCCAGACGAGCCAAAGGUGGUGCUGCGCGCCUUCGACCGCGUCCGCAUCGACCCGGGCCAGACGACGCGGUUCCGCGCCACGCUCACCCGCAGGGACCUCAGCAACUGGGACCCCGUCGUCCAGGACUGGGUCGUCAGCAGCCACCCCAAGACGGUGUACGUCGGCUGCAGCAGCAGGAAGUUGCCGCUCAGCGCGGUUCUGGCCUGAUUGUUGUUUCGUGAUGAUAGGGGCUUGUUUCCUUCCACCAAUGAUCCGAAUGGGAGUUGAGACUCUUGGUGAUGGCGGUGAUGAGAGCUGACGAAAACGCAUAUUGUUCCUUCGCUGUAGAUAUUAAUUGCUAGUUUCUAAUGGUAAACUUAGUCUACCCUGCUACUGUUCCAAAAGCUCACGUCCCUUCUUAAUCUC
Molecule: messenger RNA, 3013 nt
Organism: Phialemonium atrogriseum
Lineage: Eukaryota; Fungi; Ascomycota; Sordariomycetes; Cephalothecales; Cephalothecaceae
Product: glycoside hydrolase family 3 protein
Exons: 3
Coding region: 209-2815 (868 amino acids)
Biological process (GO): glucan catabolic process
Molecular function (GO): beta-glucosidase activity
Source: RefSeq, a predicted model, not a curated record